Messenger RNA from Phytophthora sojae, 2838 nucleotides. RefSeq lists its product as hypothetical. NCBI's taxonomy places the organism in Eukaryota, Oomycota, Peronosporomycetes, Peronosporales, Peronosporaceae. The coding region runs from base 1 to 2838 and encodes 945 amino acids. The transcript is spliced from 2 exons. The record is from RefSeq and is a predicted model, not a curated record.
AUGCUGUCCAGCAGACUUUCCAAAGAUGAACGCGUCGUGCUGCAGCUUCUGGAAGAGAUUCAACGCUUAGUGGAGCUGGCGGGUGGCGAGUCGAAAGAGGGCGAGGAGGUCAACCCGCGUAUGCACCCGGCUGCCAAGCUGUAUCUGGACACGCGAGACACGUUCGAGGUCAUUGAGGACUUGGUGGAGGAGCAUGUCAAGGGCAGACCCAAGCUGCUUCGAAGACUCAGCAAGCAGAGCAGCAACAGCGACGUCACGGUAUCAUCAGCCCCUACGUCGCCUCGUACAGCUCUAGCUAUUCAAGUAUCCAAUGAAGCUGCCAUCGACCGAAUCCAGGAGAUGUUUCGACACUUGGGCAGCUUACUCGGACCUUCGAUUCUGAAAGAAUUACGGCUACGGAAACUCUCGAUGGCCUCCAUCCUGCAUUACGUGAGAUUCUUGCCGAUGGAAUAUCAAUGGACAGCGUACAAAGAGGCACGGAAAGAAGAGGUGGAGCUGGUCUACCGCGAGACCGUUUAUAAUUCUCUAGCCACACAUCCCGCAGUGCCCCACGCUACUCCACAAACAGAUACUCAAACGCUUCGACAACGAGCCGAAUUUGUCAAGCAUCAGAUCCGCAAAGAUCUCGACACAGUGUGCUUGUUUGCUGCGGAUGGCACACUCACGACAAUUUUCGGCGAUGAUGGAGCGUCCGUGGAGGAAAACGUUGCUAUUAAGUUUGAAUCGCUCAUUGCAGACGUCUACAGCACUUACCUGAAGGAGACGCUCGACGUGCAAAUGAAGCACUUGACCCAGGUCUCCGAUCAAUGGGGUCACGAUAAUGCGAUUGCCUCCUCUGGCUCGAAACACGCACCCGAUACUGGGCCACCGCUGCUGGUGCAGUGUUUCUAUCGUCCUCGCAAGUUUCGCAGCAAAGGAGGCAUUUUUCCGGACAUGCUCAUGAACCUUGUGAACCGAUUCGUGCAUUUGCCAACGGUUCAUCCAGGUCAGCAGGCGAAACUUCUCGUGGCAGAUCCUCAUCAUGUUGGUGUGUGGUGGCAGAAAUCUGUGUUUUCGGUGUCUGAGCGGGACGUAACCACGCUUCAUGACGACGAGACUCGGGACAUUUUCGGUCGGGUGGAGACUUUAGAUGGCCAGCUAUACGUGCCUCUACUUGGAAAAGGUGGUGAGCAGGAUGGAUCUCGAUUGUUCGGCCGAAGUGGGGGUCUAGCGAAAUGGGUAGGCCAGCGCGUCCUUGUCAACAACGGCAAGGACAGCGUGUGGGUGGAGGUCGUGGUCGUUGAUGUUGACGAUAAGCGCUGCAAGCUACAGAUCAGGAAAUCCCUUCAAAAAUGUGCCGAGAUAAUUAGCUGGACCCAAUUCCUAUCACUGAAUGAAUGGGUAAACAUGCGUGAAUUACGGUUUAUCGGAGCUCCAGUGAACCCGCACUUCCGCGUCCAAAUGGGUCUCAAGUUCCGCGAAAUCUUGGAGUCCGUGCAGGUGGUAGUCGUUGAGAUUAGUUCCGUGUUCCCGAAUGGCGAGUUGAAUGACAAGGUUGGCAACGCGCUAUGGAAGUCAGUGGAAACGUCAAUUAGCAAGGGUGAACACAUAUUUGCACGCUACUUUCGCUCGAUACUGCAGCAAGACGUAUUGACUCAAGUCCAUCCUACCGUUUACGCAACGCCAACGCGUUCACUCUCCUUGAGUCGGUCAAGCUCACUCGGAAACCCUGGUCAUUUUGACGAAAGUGGGGCGUAUUGUUCUCGACGACUAUCACGCGGAGGAAGAGGAGCUAUGUCGUUGCGGCCACCGGCAUACGAAGCCCCAAUUGAUACUCGAGUUAUGUCACCAUUUGAGAAGUUGGCGCAUCAUUUACUGGAGGAGACGGAGAUUAUGGGAACCUGUGUCCAAGCACAGAACGUCGCGCUGAGCUGUGCGUUUGUGCAGGUUUUGCUUGAGAAAGUUGCCAAGAUGAAGCGCCAAAUGCAAACAUUGCUGCAAUUGCCUUCGUGUACCGUCGAAAACGUCAUUUCAGAGCACGCCAACUCUUGUAGACUUCUCUUCGUAUGGAGGAUAUGUCGGCAUCAAGUUGAUACCAUGGCACGGAAAGGAAGGAAAGGCAAGCGGCGACAUGCGGAGCAUGAUAGUCGAUACAUCCAUCUGAACUGGGUUGACCAUGCGUUCGAGCGCGUCGAGACACAGAUCCUUGGUAUGAUGCAUUCACUUGUCCACUAUGCACAUCGCGCGUUCUUCCACGAAUGCAUGAACCACUUGCUCCCCGGGAUUUACGAACAGCCAUGGACAACGAGCAAACCCUGGUUUGGGAAUACGCGGUGCACUUACGCCGUCCAGGGGUUCGUCUUUCGAAUGCAAUUGUUGCUGGAACAUGUUAAUAACACGGUCUUGGUGGGAUACGAACGGAAUCUCGGCGUGCACGAGAAAGUAUACGAGCUGAUGGUUCGAAUGCUUCUGGACGUACUGGCAUGCGUUGCUGAGGCGUAUGAAAACCUCUCAGUCUCAAGAUCACGGGAAGGCCAAUGGAAGAUCGACGUUCUCUAUCUCGUAUGUGGCGUUUACAAGUUUCUACGGCAGUUGGAUCAAAUGUUUUCAUCCCGGGGUGCUAGUCAAAGCGCCAAGGGUAAGCGCAAAGGUACGGCAUUUGUUCGUACUUGUUUACACAUUAUACGAAGUGGUCGUACAGCGUUACACUUAAUUUUACUGCCUUGGACUUUUGUUUGCAGCUAUGAUCGACGUUCGAGUUCUUUGUUUGCGCUUGCUCGUCCACCUUGCAAUACGAUCGGGGCCCGCGAGUAUCGUACUGGAUGCACUGUCAAAGAAAGCUCAAGCCGACAGCUUUGA